Messenger RNA from Abrus precatorius (Indian licorice), 791 nucleotides. RefSeq names its product zinc finger HIT domain-containing protein 3. Gene Ontology annotation, cellular component: nucleus; pre-snoRNP complex. The transcript is spliced from 7 exons. Lineage: Eukaryota; Viridiplantae; Streptophyta; Magnoliopsida; Fabales; Fabaceae. Gene Ontology annotation, biological process: box C/D snoRNP assembly; snoRNA localization; maturation of LSU-rRNA from tricistronic rRNA transcript (SSU-rRNA, 5.8S rRNA, LSU-rRNA). The record is from RefSeq and is a predicted model, not a curated record. The coding region runs from base 115 to 513 and encodes 132 amino acids.
AUGAUUGAAGCCCCUUUCAUGAGUUUGCUGUAUCUUCCAAUUGCCUUUUUCAAAGUAAAGUGAUAGCAUAAACGCUUUUGAGUUUAGAGCAUUAGGGUUUAUAGGUUGAGUUCAAUGGGUCCUCGUCAAUGUCAAGUCUGCAACGAAGCUCAGUCCAAGUACAAGUGCCCUUCUUGUUACUUACCUUAUUGUUCUCUUCUCUGUUUCAAGAAACACAAAGAGGUUCCCUGUGUGAAACCGCAACCUUCGGAGGCCAAAACAACUGCUGUUCCGGAAUCACUUGUAGAAAAGCCAUUAGUUGUUGAUAAAGCAAAAGCGGUGUUGCAAAAAUUCCAACUGGAGGCUAUAGCAUCUUCAAGUGAGAUUCGUGAUGCUUUGAAUGAUAAAGCCCUUCAAGAACAAAUUCACCAUAUUGAUUGCUCCUCAAAUGCAGAGAAUGAACUUGAUAAAGCUAUGGCAGAGGAAGCAUUUCGCUUGUUCACUGAUAAGAUUUUAUCAACCAUCAACCCCUAACUGCAAGCGCUUGUUGCUGAAAGAAGAAUUUGUGAUAUAUGAAAGGAACAGCAAAUAAACCUCUAAAAUUUUGCAGGUUUUGGAUAAUCCAUAUUUCUUUUUCAUCUGUUGUACAGCUCUGCCUCGUGAUUCAGCAAUGAUGUAUGAGAAAUUUUGAAUCAACCAUUAAUAUUUCUUUUUCUUUCAUUCUUAUUGGUAAACAGAUUGGUUUGCAUGUUUCGAUUUUGCAAGUAAACCACAUAUUCAAAAUUGUGAGUGUGGCCUUUGGCUCCCUUAAA